UACAACCGAACCAAAAUACUCGCUGACGAUAAAGAAGCACACGCACACACGCCUAGGCAAAUAACGGAAAUUGUGAUUGGUGCUUAUAUUAUAGCUAAUUAUGUUUUAUUUGCUUAUGCUACUAGGAGAUGUAUGAUGCUGUUGGCCACCCGCUGAGCCGGAGGGAGUGUCUCCAGAUAUUUCUAUCAUAAUUACCCACGGCAGGGUUGAAGAACUAUAGUCAAUCCAUUGCAUCCAAUGUGUCCUUUUUGGUAUAAUGAUGCAGUACUCAAAUUGGCUUAUUGGUGUAAAAAACAGAGCACACAUUCGCCAAACAUGUCAGACGCCUGACAUUGAAUGGAGAAGCAGGAGUUCCGUGAACAACAAUCAUCCACAGCAGCUAAAAAUAUCUUCGGUUUCUCUCAGCAACCAUCUUUGGAAAAAUGAUUACAAAUUAAUUAAGAAAAUUGGAGAGGGAACGUUUUCCGAGGUGUUGAAAACACAAAGCCUGAGAGAUGGAAGGUUCUAUGCCUGUAAAUCGAUGAAGCAGACUAUAAACAGUCUUGAACAGGCCAACAACCUGCGUGAGGUCCAGGCAAUGAAGCGACUAUGUCCUCACCCAAACAUCAUUCAGCUACAUGAACUCAUAUUUGACAAAGAGACGGGGUCACUGUCCCUGAUCUGUGAGCUCAUGGAGAUGAACAUCUAUGAGUUCAUACGAGGGCGACAGCAUCCUUUGCCAGAAAGUAAAAUCAAGCACUACAUGUAUCAACUCUGCAAGUCACUGGACCACAUGCACAGCUGUGGGAUCUUCCACCGAGAUGUCAAGCCAGAGAACAUCCUGAUCAAACAAGACGUGCUGAAGCUGGGGGACUUUGGCUCCUGCAGGAGUGUGUACUCCAAGCCACCUCACACAGAGUACAUCUCCACACGCUGGUACCGCGCCCCGGAGUGCCUCCUGACCGACGGACACUAUUCCCUCAAAAUGGACAUGUGGAGUGUUGGCUGUGUCUUUUAUGAGAUCAUCAGUCUCAAGCCCUUGUUUCCAGGAACGAAUGAGCUGGACCAGGUAGCAAAGAUCCACGAGGUUCUAGGAACACCUGACUCCAGCCUUCUGCAGAAGUUCAAGCAGUCCAGGGCGAUGCGGUUUGACUUCCCCUCCCGGAAGGGCAGUGGGAUCUCCCAGUUGAUUCCCAACUGCCCCGCCCCCGGCCUGUCCUUGCUUUACCAGAUGUUGGCCUAUGACCCUGAGGAACGCAUCAGUGCCCGUGCCACCCUGCAGCACGUCUACUUUAGGGACCUUCGGCUGGCAGAGAGGAGAGCUGACGGUCUUCGAAGGGCCAUAGGGACUGUGGAGGGAGGGGAGAGCAGUGGGACCCCCAACUCUGUGGACAAACUGUGGCGCAUGGCCAGACAGGGCAGGAGGCAGCACAACAUUAAGCAUGUGGCUGAGCCUCUCCUGAGACGCAAUGCCCCACACUACAAGAUGGAGCUGCCCAAGCUCAGCGUUGUGGUGCCCGCCCCGCAGAUAUCCUUUCCUGUCUCCACCAUGCCCGCGCUGGGCAUCUCUCACCGAGGCUCCCUCCCUGCCAUCACCUCCAAGAAGUGCCACUCGCGGCUGGCUAAGCCCAGGGAGGAGUCCCACCGCUCGGCCUUCAAGGCCUACUACAUGCCGCCCCUGGAGAGGAAACGCGGAGGCUACUAAACAGCCUUUGCCCCAACAGUCUGUGGGAGAAAAAGACCAGAUUGGACUGUUCUUUCUGUAAAUAUGAAUAAAUCUGCUUGUUUGAGAUGUUGAGGAUAACAUGGUUUAACCCAAGUCAAGCCUGCCACCUUGUGGAAAGCAGGGCUGAGCUUGUGUCCAAGUAGCAAUAGCUACUGGGGAUGUACAUUUGAAGUGCAAAUGAAAUACAAUGUGCUUUUCAAAGUA
Molecule: messenger RNA, 1909 nt
Organism: Osmerus eperlanus (European smelt)
Lineage: Eukaryota; Metazoa; Chordata; Actinopteri; Osmeriformes; Osmeridae
Product: MAPK/MAK/MRK overlapping kinase-like
Exons: 12
Coding region: 257-1684 (475 amino acids)
Biological process (GO): protein phosphorylation; intracellular signal transduction
Cellular component (GO): cytoplasm; nucleus
Molecular function (GO): ATP binding; protein serine/threonine kinase activity
Source: RefSeq, a predicted model, not a curated record